Molecule: messenger RNA, 2084 nt
Organism: Zea mays
Lineage: Eukaryota; Viridiplantae; Streptophyta; Magnoliopsida; Poales; Poaceae
Exons: 4
Coding region: 1-1893 (630 amino acids)
Biological process (GO): carbohydrate metabolic process
Molecular function (GO): hydrolase activity, hydrolyzing O-glycosyl compounds
Source: RefSeq, a predicted model, not a curated record
AUGGGGGGUUCCCACGGCGUGUGCUACGGCAUGACAGCCGACGACCUCCCACCGCCGAGCGAAGUGGUGCAGCUCUACAAAUCCAACGGCAUCGCCAACAUGCGCGUCUACUCCCCCGUCGGCGAGGUGAUGGAGGCCCUGCGCGGCUCGGGCAUCGGCCUCGUCCUCGGCGUCGCCAACGAGGACGUCGCCAGCCUCGCCACGUGCGCGCCGUGCGCGGCGUCGUGGGUGGAGGCCAACGUCAGACCCUACCACCAGGACGUGAACAUCCUGUACAUCGCGGUGGGCAACGAGGUCGACGCGGCCGCCGCCGCCCAGACCAUCCUCCCGGCCAUGCGGAGCCUUCAGGCCGCGCUGGCUGCGGCGGGGCUCGCCGGCAGCAUCAAAGUGUCCACGUGCGUGAGGCUCGACGUGGUCACCGACACCUUCCCGCCCUCCAGCGGCGCGUUCGCGCAGCCCUAUAUGGUGGACGUCGCGCGGUUCCUGGCGGCCGCAGGCGCACCGCUGCUCGCCAACGUGUACCCGUACUUCGCCUACCGGGGCAGCCCGGGCGACGUGGGCCUCGGCUACGCGCUGUUCCAGCCGGGCGCGGCGGUGAGGGAUGGCGGCAGCGGGCUGGUGUACACGAACCUGUUCGACGCCAUGGUGGACUCCGUCCACGCCGCGCUGGAGAAGGCCGGCGCGCCCGACGUCAGGGUCGUCGUGUCGGAGAGCGGCUGGCCGUCCGCCGGCGGGGCGGCCGCCAGCGUGCAGAACGCGCAGGCGUACGUUCAGAACCUGGUAGACCACGUCGCCCAGGGCACGCCCAAGAGGCCUGGGCCGCUGGAGACGUACGUGUUCGCCAUGUUCAACGAGAACCAGAAGCCCGGCGAGCCGACGGAGAAGAACUUCGGCCUCUUCUAUCCUAGCAAGGCUCCGGUUUAUCCUAUCACCCCAUACGGCAAACAUCCAACCGUGCACUCCAUCGGCGUCUGCUACGGCACGCUGGGCAACAACCUGCCGUCCAGCAGCGACGUGGUGCAGCUCUACAGGUCCAAGGGCAUCAAAGGCAUGCGCAUCUACUCCCCCGACGCCAAAGCCCUCGCCGCCCUGCGCAACUCCGGCAUCGCGCUCAUCCUCGACACCGGCAACGGCGGCGGCGUCCUGGGCCAGCUCGCCAGGAGCGCCUCGUUCGCGGACUCGUGGGUGCAGAGCAACGUGCGGCCCUACUACCCCGCCGUCGGCAUCAAGUACGUCGCGGUGGGCAACGAGGUGCAGGGCGACGACACGCGCAGCCUCCUCCCGGCGAUGCGCAACCUGGACGCCGCCCUGGCGCGCGCCGGCUUCCCGGGCAUCAAGUGCUCCACGUCGGUGCGCUUCGACGUGGUCGCCAACUCGUUCCCGCCCUCCAGCGGCUCCUUCGCGCAGGGCUACAUGGCGGACGUCGCGCGCUACCUGGCCGGCACCGGCGCGCCGCUGCUCGCCAACGUGUACCCUUACUUCGCGUACCGGGACAACCCGCGCGACAUCAGCCUGGGCUACGCCACGUUCCAGCCGGGCACCACCGUCAGGGACAACGGCAACGGCCUCAACUACAACAACCUGUUCGACGCCAUGGUGGACGCCGUCGUCGCCGCGCUCGAGAAGGCCGGCGCGCCCAACGUCAGGGUCGUCGUGUCCGAGAGCGGCUGGCCCUCGGCCGGCGGCUUCGGGGCCAGCGUCGACAACGCGCGGAAAUACAACCAGGGACUCAUCGACCACGUCGGCCGCGGCACGCCCAAGAGGACCGGCCCGCUGGAGACCUUCGUCUUCGCCAUGUUCAACGAGAACCAGAAGGGCGGCGAUCCCACGGAGAAGAACUUCGGCCUCUUCUACGGCAACAAGCAGCCCGUGUACCCGAUCCGGUUCAACUAAUUAAGAGUGGCGGAUCGGAGGAAUAAUACAUCUUCAUCAAUCAAUUAACCUAAUAAUAUGCUACAUGAAUAAGCUGCUGCGUGCAUGUGGCCGGCCGGACUUGUGGAGGAGCGGUGCAAUUAACUUGUAUGCACGUACUCUAUCUAUAUAUGAUGAAUAAAAAGAGAUAGAAUUCUGAUGCAUUCAUCUUA